AUGUCCAAGAAAAGGGUUGGGCUUCCCCAAAAGAGCACAUUGUUGCGCUCCAAAGAUGACAAUAAUCUUGUCGAAGCAUUGAAACUCUAUGAAGCUAAGAACUAUAAGAAAUCUUUGAAAAUGCUUGAUGGCAUUUUGAAAAAGAAUUCAAGCCAUAUCGACUCAUUAGCUUUGAAAGGUCUCAAUCUUCAUUUUACCAAUCAAAAGGAUGAAGGUAAAACUUAUAUCUUCAGAGCGAUUGACAAAAUUAAGGCACAAGAGCCUACGCCGAUCGCUUGCCACAUUUUAGGCAUCUACAUGAGAAAUGUUCAAGAUUACAAGGAGGCCGCCAAAUGGUUCCAAUGCUCUUUAGAUAACGGUUCGAGCAACAAACAAAUCAAUCGUGACCUAGCAACACUGUAUUCUCAAGAACACGAUUAUGGCAAACUCUUGAAAGUGAGAAAGGAUUAUUGGGAAGACUUCAUGGGCUAUCGGGCAAAUUGGACAUCUUUGGCCAUUGCAUACGAUCUCAAUGGACAAAAUGAAGAAGCAGUAAACAUUUUGACAAAAUUUGAGGAACUCGCGGCUGGCAAAUUGGGUACCACCGAGGCGUUCGAGCAUAGCGAGUGUCUCAUGUACAAAAACGACGUAUUGUUCAAGUUGGCAGGACAAGACUCUCAAAAGCUUGAAGAAGCGCUCAAAAAUUUGGAACAAAUCAAGGACCAGGUAUUUGACAAAUACGCGUGGUACGAAAGAAAGGCGGCGAUUUUAAUGAAGCUUGGUGACAGAAAGCAAGCCUCUAAAGUAUACAGGCUGCUGAUUAAAAGAAAUCCUGAUGAUGUCAAAUACUAUAAGCUGCUUGAAGUAGCUCUGGGAAUCACGUCUAAUGACAGGCUACGGGUCGCUUUGUAUGAUAGGUUUAUGAAGAUAUACCCAAGAGCCGAUCCUCCGAAAUUCAUCCCACUUACUUUCAUCAAGGACGAUACCGAGUUUUCUAGAAGGUUGCAAGCUUACAUCGAGCCUCAACUUCAGCGGUGCGCGCCCGCAACUUUCGGCAAUAUCAAAUGUCUUUACAAGAAAGAUUCAAAACGAAUGAUUAAUUCGGUCGAAAACUUUGUUCUUCAAUAUCUCCAGAAUUUAAACUCAAUUAAACAACCCCUGCAAUAUGUGUGGACCUGCUACUUCCUCGCCCAGCAUUUUCUAUUUUUGAAGGAAUUCGGGAAAGCACAAGAAUUUAUUGGGAAUGCUAUCGAGCAUACUCCAACGCUGGUUGAGUUUUAUAUCCUCAAGGCCCGCAUUAUGAAACACGUAGGCUUACUUGAAGAGGCAGCAGCUACUAUCAAUGAAGGCCGGAAACUCGAUCUACAGGAUAGAUUUAUCAACACCAAAACCGUUAAGUACUUCCUACGGUCAAAUAUGGUCGAGGAGGCCGUUGAAGUGGUCUCGAUAUUCACAAAAAAUGAUGACGCGUCGAACGGAGUAGUGGAUUUGCAUUUGCUGGAAGCUUCAUGGUUUAUUUGCGAGCAAGCAGAGGCUUACUACAGGUUAUAUUUGGAAAGAAAGCGUAGUUUGCAGGAGCUAAGAGUACAGAGAACUACUGCUGAAGACGACGAAAAGUUGAGCGAAUUGUCUAAACUCAUUAAAGAGCAAACUUACGAAGUUUCGAAAUAUAAGGGUUUGAGUUUGAAAAGAUUCCUAGCAAUUGGCAAGUUUUACAAACAGUUUGAGGAUGACCAGCUUGAUUUCCAUUCUUACUGCAUGAGAAAAGGUGUUCCACGCGCCUACAUGGAUAUGUUAAAGUGGGGUAAGAAGGUUUUCACUUCACCAAUGUACAUCAGAGCGAUGGAUGGGGCAGUGAAAUUGUAUUUCGACAUUUUUGACGCAGUUGAACAGGACACUUCAGCGAUCCAUGACGAGGACUCAAAUUUGAAAAAGAAUAACAAAAAGGCUAAAAAGGAAUCUGCUGCGUUUGCCAAACGUGUCGAGGAAGAUAAAAAAGUUGUAUUGGCUUAUGAAAAGGACGACGACAUUUUGGGUGAGAAACUGUUGGCCACGAAAUCCCCUCUAGAGGAUUUUAGCAAGUACUUUUACGCGAACUACGUGAAGGAAAUUGACGAGAGAUCCAAAAACUAUCUACUGGACUACAAUUAUCACUUGAGAUGCUCCAAAUAUGCUUUAUGUCUCGGGUCCGUGUCAAAACUCGCAGAAUAUAUUGGGAGAUCAAACGCCUUGACCGGUUCCCUUCUGAUAUGCUUGCUCGAAAGGGUUACAAGCUCCGCCGCCACUGAUGAGGUUACCAAAAAGAUUGUCUUGAAGGGCCUGGAAAGACAUUUCGCUGAUUUUCCCCAGGACAAAGCUAACGAGGAAUACGAUUGGCUUUCAUAUUUUCAGACAACUUAUACGUCUGAGAAACUCCAGGGUGCUCUGUACCUUUACCACACAUCGUCGGUCUUCAUCCCCCACCAUGCGGUGAAGACCUUGAUUUUAAAAGAACUUCAAAACGAAGAACCGCUACUUCAGAACCAGGUCCUAAACUAUGAAUUAUAG
Molecule: messenger RNA, 2526 nt
Organism: Lachancea mirantina
Lineage: Eukaryota; Fungi; Ascomycota; Saccharomycetes; Saccharomycetales; Saccharomycetaceae
Source: the annotation of a GenBank genome assembly